GACAUAACUGGGAUUUGUAGUCAUAUACAUAUACGCCUUGUACCUUGUAAAUUUUAACAUUUUUUUUCACAAUUAAAUACAUAAAUUUUGGUUAAGAAAUGAUUUUAAAUAUUUUUCGUUUUCACGAUUUUUAACAUCAGCAGUAAUUAUUUUUUGUCCAUUUCUCUUGGAGAAAAAAAACUACAAGACGUUUCCUUGGUUACCAAUGCUCCCCCUCCAAACACUGCUUGUUGGAUUUGAACACUGAGAUUAGCUGUUGUUGCGCGGCCUAUUUAUGAGGAUUUGAGACAGUUUAGAAACCAAACAUGUUCAAAGGUGACGCCCGACAAGACCAGUCUCUGACAAAAGCUGUGGAAGGCCGAAGAUCUGCUGAGGCAGCCCGCAAAGCUCGCAUCUUCAACACUCGACUACGUGUGAUGGGCCUUGACUUAGAUGCUCUGAACCAACAAGUUAAAGAGAAACUGCAACAAGAAAACUUGGAAAAACUACAGAGCAAUGCUCUCGAAACACUGAAAAAAAGUCAGGAUGAAGCACUACUACAACAAGACAACAAUGAAAAAGAAAAACGACGAGCUUUGCAAAAGGACCUUACUCAUUACUGGGCCACUCAGCAGCGAUUAGACACACAAAAUGCUGGUUUACAGAAUGGCCUGAAGGGGGCGUUUGACAUCACCACUCCGGAGGCCAAACUGGGACCUGCCAGUAUGCAGAGAUUCCAGGGGGAAGAUGCUAAUUGGAAACAAAUGAGGAGAGAACAAAUACGAAUGACAGAAAGAGCUUUAAAAGGACAGAUGGAUGAAAAUAUAAGAAGACAGGAGAGAGAAAAUCACAAAGAUAUGUUGGAGAAGCAAGAGCUGUUGCAUCAAAACCAAGAGCAGCUUCACAAGGCUGCAAUGGAGGAGGAGCGUCGGAAGGCUGCCCGCAUUGCACUCCACAGCUUUAAUCAAGCUCAGGCUGCAGAGCGUGCAGAGAGCCUUAAAGAGCAACACAGGCGAGAGGAAACAGAGAACCUUGCAGAGAUGUGGCAUACAAUGACAUCUGACAUGUUGACAGAGUGUGCAGAUGCAGGAGAAAGAGAUGUGGGAGGAGGUAAGCCACCACAGAUUCUGCCAGACAGGUGGAAGGGGAUUCGCCCGGAGCAGCUGCGCUCCUUUCAAAGGGAUAGAGAACAACAGUGCCAACAGAAACAGAGGCAAUGUGACGCUGGAAAGAUUCAGGAUGCAGCUUGGAAUCUGGAGCAGCUGACGUUGUCUAGGAAAGCAGAGGAAGAGGAGAGAAGAAAAGCUGAGAAGAUGAGAGAACUGAGAAUUCAAAUGGACCAGUACAACAUGCAGCUGGCCAGGGAGCAAAGCGCACACCAGGAGUACCUGAACAAGAAACUUUACACCAAUAAACCAACCAAAGACUACUUUUACCAGUUCAACACCAGCUCUCGCUGAUCAACGCAGACUUCUGGCAUUGAUAUUCUGUUAUCUUCAAAUGAUUAAAUUUUUACAACAAAUAUUUAUAA
Molecule: messenger RNA, 1510 nt
Organism: Oryzias latipes (Japanese medaka)
Lineage: Eukaryota; Metazoa; Chordata; Actinopteri; Beloniformes; Adrianichthyidae
Gene: ribc1
Product: RIB43A domain with coiled-coils 1
Source: RefSeq, a predicted model, not a curated record